Cynara cardunculus var. scolymus (artichoke) is the source of this 1238-nucleotide messenger RNA. Its product is annotated as inositol-tetrakisphosphate 1-kinase 1-like. The coding region runs from base 147 to 1133 and encodes 328 amino acids. The transcript has a single exon. Gene Ontology annotation, molecular function: ATP binding; inositol-1,3,4-trisphosphate 5-kinase activity; magnesium ion binding. Gene Ontology annotation, cellular component: cytoplasm. Lineage: Eukaryota; Viridiplantae; Streptophyta; Magnoliopsida; Asterales; Asteraceae. Gene Ontology annotation, biological process: inositol trisphosphate metabolic process. The record is from RefSeq and is a predicted model, not a curated record.
ACAUGUAUUUGGUAAUAGUUGUAUUUCACUCCUUGUGGUAAAAGUAGACCUCCCUUUUAUCCAACGCUACCGUCCGACGUCCGUCAACCACCACCGCCAUAGCCAACCAACCAUUGAGUUUCUGUAAAUCAAGCGAAGAACAGGAGAUGCCGGAAUCUGAACCAGAUAAUCGGUUUCUGAUAGGUUACGCCUUACCUGCAAGAAAAUUGGGUUCUUUCAUGGUACCAACCUUCAUCAACCAAGCGAAAGAUCGAGGGAUUGAUUUCGUCGCCAUUGACGUCAGCAAACCACUCACCGAUCAAUCUCCGUUUCAUUGCAUCGUUCACAAGCUCUACACCGAUGAUUGGAAGCUUAAUCUCCAUGAUUUCACCGUCAGCAACCCCAACACCGUCAUCAUCGAUCCACCUUCCGCGAUUGAACGCCUUCAAAACCGGAUCUCUAUGCUCGAAUUCGUCACCGAACUCAAAAUACCCAACUUAAGCAUCCCCAAUCAGCUUCUCGUUGAAGAUUCCUCGUCGUUGUCGUCUGUAAUCGCUACCGGUAAAUUGAAUUUCCCGAUGAUUGCGAAACCGGUUGUCGUCGAUGGGAGUGCCAAAUCACACAAGAUGUCACUGGUUUUGAAUGUGGAAGGGUUAACCAAAGGGUUGGAUCUGGAGUCACCGGUGGUCUUGCAGCAGUUUGUGAACCACGGUGGCGUUAUAUUCAAGGUGUAUGUGGCCGGCGACUAUGUCAAGUGUGUGAAACGCCGGUCGUUGCCGGACAUAUCGGAGGAGAAACUGGAAAAGAUGUCGUCGGAAUCAGGGGGCGUUAUAUGUUUCUCCCAGAUAUCAAAUUCCGCCUUGGCGGGUGACGAUAAUCGGAGUACAGAAGAUUCCAACGAGGUGAAGAUGCCGGCACCGGAAUUCAUAUCGGAGACGGCUAAUUGCCUCCGGCUGGCUUUGGGAUUACAUCUGUUCAAUUUCGACAUGAUUAGGGAUGACAAGGGAAGUGGGUAUCUGGUGAUUGACAUCAAUUACUUCCCUGGUUAUGAGAAAUUGCCUUGUUAUGAGACUGUAAUGACCGAUUUCUUCUUGAAUCUGAUGAAAUCACACACGGUGAUGAAGAAGACGACGGUCGAGGGUGGGUCCCAGUGAUUUUGACCGACCAUCAGACCAAACCCGCUCUCGUUGUUUGAUGGUUUUUGCGUUUGUUCCACUCUGGUUUCAGACCCAGCUUAUUUGACUUUGAAUAAAAUAAUU